ACCGAGGGUUGCGUUAUGGAAGUGUUGAAAUUAAUGCAUUUACAUUGUUGUGAGAUUUAAAGGGACCUAGCCAUUGCCACACGAGGAGGUUCGGAAAAGCGUUCCGCAUAGUAGCUUGUAUAUAUAUAUAGAUAUAUUUAGAUAUAUCCGACGGAAGGAACUCUGCGCCUCCGAAACGAGGAUUCAUGUAACGGGAAGCGGCACAGAGGAACACAAUACCAGCUCCAAAUCCGGGAAUCGCUUUUUGCCCCACGUACAGUAAUCAACCGAAAAAAAAAACAAAACACACACACAAAAAAAACAAAAGAAUAUUUCAAAGGGGGAAACCGUGUGUGAAAAGAAGCAAGAAGAGAAUUCGACAUUCGAUCGGACGAUUUUUUUUACGCAGUAAGCAAACCAAGGAAGUGGAAUAUCGGAAUAUCCCGGACAAGAAAGAGAGUGACAUCCAGAAAAACACAAACCGCUCGUGUGUUGGUAAACGGAAUUAACGGUGAUAGUCUCGUCGCUCGUGUGUUUUUGUAAGGACGGGAAGAUCUGUACGUCAGAGUCCGGUUUCAACGUGGAGUUUUAAGGGGGGGUGGGGGAGGCAAGGGGGGGGUGCUGUGAAUGGACCCGCCAGCUGCUAAACGGAGGUGUACCGGGCUGGCCCCGGCGCCGGUGCUCCGAGAAGGUGCAGCCAGAGGCGUCCAAAAAUGCAGACUGGAGUCGCUGCUGGAUCUCAGCGCCAAGCGGGUGGCAGAGAGCUGGGCAUACGAGCAGGUGGAGGAGCGCUUCUCUCGCAUCCCCGAGCCCGUCCAGAAACGCAUCAUCUUCUGGUCGUUCCCACGCAAUGAACGGGAAAUUUGCAUGUACUCGUCCCUCAGCUGCCAAGGCCCUGAGGCGGACCGGGAUGGAGGCGUGCCGUUCCAGAGGGGGCUCAAACUGCUGGAGACGUCCGGAUCCGUGGAGCGGGUUCUCCAAGUCGGAUUCCAUCUGAGCGGAAACGUCACCGAGGCAGCAAACCAAGGGGAGCCGGAGCGGGUUUACCGCGUCUCCAUCAGCUUCGACCGCUGCAAGAUCACCUCCGUAACCUGCAGCUGCGGCAACCGGGACAUCUUCUACUGCGCCCACGUGGUGGCACUCUCCUUGUACCGCAUCCGCUGGGCCAGCCAGGUGGAGUUGCGGCUGCCCAUUUCCGAGACCCUCUCCCAGAUGAACCGCGACCAGCUGCAGAAGUUUGUGCAGUACCUCAUCUCGGAGCACCACACGGAGGUGCUGCCCACCGCUCAGCGCCUGGCCGAUGACAUCCUGCAGCUGGGAUCUGAGAUCAAUCGCCUCAACGGUGCUCCGGACCCCACAGCUGGAGCAGGAAUUGAGGAUGACAACUGUUGGCAUCUGGAUGAAGAGCAGGUCCUCCAACAGGUGAAGCAAUUGCUCUCCAAUGGUGGUUACUAUGGUGCCAGCAAACAGCUGCAGUGCAUGUUUAAUAAGGUCCGUGAGAUGCUGCGCAUGCGGGACUCCAACGGCGCACGCAUGUUGACACUGAUGACAGAGCAGUUCAUGGAUGAUCCAAGGCUGGCACUGUGGAGACAUCAGGCCACCGGGAUGACCGAUAAGUGUCGUCAGCUGUGGGACGAACUUGGUGCUUUGUGGGUAUGCGUGGUCCUAAACCUCCACGCCAAGCCCGAAGAACGGGCAGGGUGGCUGGAACUGUUGAAGAAGUGGGACCAGAUGGAAGUGUGCCCGUUGGAGGAAGGGAACUACAUCAGUGAGCCACAAAGCUCGGCUGAACCCAGGAAUCCCCCCGUUGCCCGCCAAACAGUAUUUAAACGAGCCAUACGAAGCUGGGACCUGCACUGGCGGGACCCUCACCUGCAGCGGAUUCUGCGCGGUGAGGUGGUCGUGACCGGCCAAGGUGGGGUGCACAAGAGAGACCACGGAGAGAAGCUGCUCACCUUCGACCCACAGGGUCGGCCAGUCUGGCUGGGAGAACAGCUCCCCACCGCCUGCGCCCGAGUGGACGCCCUCAGGUCACAUGGGUACCCCAAGGAGGCUCUCCGAUUGGCCGUUGCCGUGGUGCACACACUCCGCCUCCAGCGACGGCAUCAACUCGAGGCCUACAAGCAGCAGAAGAAAGAGAUGCUGCAGAAAGGCACCACGCUGAUUUCCAACCCCGAAGGGUGGGUGAGCCACCCCCUCGACCCCAUUGGCUGCCUGGUGCGCGCCUUCCUGGAGGCGUGUCGCGUGGAUGAAGAAGGUCCGUCCUUCUACUCAGAUGCCAGUUGUGAGCUGAAGAAGCCCGUUUACAUCCAUACACCGGUGCCCUCUGCAACCCCAAAUUCGGGUGAAUCCUACUUCACCAUGGCCCUGGAAGUCGCCCUCCUAGGCCUCGGACAACAGAGAGCCAUGCCCGAAGGUUACUACGCACAGGACAAGGUGGUGCGCUCAGAGGAGACCCUCAUCUCCGUCCUCGCCGACAUCCCGCUGGACGAGAGGCUGCUGCAGGUCAUGCGGCGCCAAACGCAGCUGCUGCUGGAAGGUGGUCCCUACAGUGGCUUGGGGGAGGUCGUCCAUCGUGAAAGUGUCCCCAUGCACACAUUUGCUCGCUUCCUGUUCACCUCCCUCCUGCCGCACGAUCCAGAGCUGGCGUACAAAGUCGCCCUCCGAGCUAUGAGAUUACCAGUGGUAGAAUCUCAGAUCCAUCACCACGACCCUCUGACCUCCAACCCCCUGGACCCCGUUCCUGCCAACCGUUUCCCCCGGUGGUUUGUGUUGGGACAUCUGGAGACACGGCAGUGUGAACUGGCCUCCACCAUGCUGACUGCCGCCAAAGGUGACCCAAAAUGGCUCCACACUGUGCUGAACUCAAUCCAGCAGAACAUCCACAUCCCAGCUCUCUUAUACAAACUGGCACAAGAUGCCUGCAAGGCAGCGACGCCCCCCAGCGGACCCCCGGACAUGACACUGCUGAACGUGGCCCUGGAGCUGGGCCUGCAGGUCAUGAGGAUCACCCUGGUCACACUGAGCUGGGGCCGCAGAGAGAUGGUGCGCUGGCUCGUCAACUGCGCCACAGAUGUCGGGAUGGGUGCCAUUAUCAACAUGAUGCAAGGCUGGUAUAAUCUCUUCACCCCCAUCGAGGCCACCUCAGUGGUGGCAGUCAGUGCCACAUCCCACGCCACUGCCCUCCGCUUAGGCCUGGACUACACACAAAGGGAGGAACUGGGGGCCUGUGCCCGCACCAUGGCACUGCAGUGCGCCGUCAAGGACCCCCAGCUGUGUGCCCUGCCCGCCCUGACCCUCUGCGAGAAAAACCACGGCGCCUUUGAAGCAGCCUAUCAGAUCGUGCUGGACUCGGCUGCCACCGGCAUGGGCCAUUCCCACUUGUUUACCAUCGCGCGCUACAUGGAGCACCGCGGGCUGCCCCUGAGGGCCUACAAACUUGCCAGCUUGGCCCUGGCCCACCUGAAUAUUUCCUACAACCAGGAUGCCCACCCGGCAGUGAACGAUGUGCUGUGGGCGUGCUCUCUCAGUCACUCGCUGGGGAAAAACGAGCUGGCCGCCAUCGUCCCGCUGGUCAUCAAGAGCGUGCGGUGCGCCCCCGUGCUCUCGGACAUCCUCCGCCGCUGGACUCUGCCAUCUCCGGGCUUGUCGGGCAUUCCCGGCCGCAGGAACUCUGGGAAAAUGAUGGGAACGGACAAGGCUCCUCUCUGCCAGAUGCUGGAGGCGUCCAUCGGCGCUUACAUUAACACCACGCACUCGCGGUUGACUCACAUCAGCCCGCGGCACUACGGCGAGUUCAUCGAGUUCCUGGGCAAAGCACGCGAGACUUUCCUCAUGGCACCCGAUGGGCAUCUGCAGUUUGGACAGUUCAUUGAAAACCUCAAGCAGACCUACAAAGGCAAGAAGAAACUCAUGCUGCUCGUCCGGGAGCGGUUCGGGUAAAUCGGCCCGAACGGAGGACGAAAAACGAAAAGCGCCAUCAGCAGGACCCACGACUGGAAGGAUUACAAAAUGCACAGACACUGCGCAGGGGGGAGCGCUGGACCCCCUUCUGCGACUUUGGAAUCCACGACAUGAAGAGCGCGCCUCGAGGAGGUACUGCUGCGAAAUUUAAAUGUUAAUGUGAAGUUCUUUUUUUUUUAAGUUCUAUGUUAUUUAUUUAUUUAAUUAUUUGGCUAAAGAAUAUGUGUGCAGUGACAAGUUGGGGAGGGAGGUCACACCGCGAGUGCGGGUGGGCCGGGGCAGCAGGGGGGGCGUUCUUUUAGAUAAAAAAAAGGGUUUGAAGUAAAGCAAACGCAAGUGUCCUCCUUCCAUCGGCCAGCCUUGGACCCCCUGCAGGGGUCGAGUACAACGACACGCAAGGCGGACCACCCGUCUGUCGCGCUUCCGGGGUGGCAGAAAUGAGAAUGGGAUUGGAACGCCACCCACCACUUAUGCAAAAUACUGGACCAAAAAUGGCAAACCAGAAAAAGAAAUUAAUUAAAAAGGAGUUGUGACCCCUUCAUUACUUUAAACUGGUAACGAAAAAUACAAAGGCGAACAUCUCCCCCCAAAAAUACUUGUGCAUGUGGUCAGCAAUUAUAUUCAAGAUGGCAGAGUUUUAUGUUGCAAAUCAUUUAUUAUAUUA
Molecule: messenger RNA, 4606 nt
Organism: Erpetoichthys calabaricus (reedfish)
Lineage: Eukaryota; Metazoa; Chordata; Cladistia; Polypteriformes; Polypteridae
Product: zinc finger SWIM domain-containing protein 4-like
Exons: 13
Coding region: 607-3921 (1104 amino acids)
Cellular component (GO): Cul2-RING ubiquitin ligase complex
Molecular function (GO): zinc ion binding
Source: RefSeq, a predicted model, not a curated record